Molecule: messenger RNA, 2390 nt
Organism: Prinia subflava (tawny-flanked prinia)
Lineage: Eukaryota; Metazoa; Chordata; Aves; Passeriformes; Cisticolidae
Product: cytochrome P450 4V2
Exons: 11
Coding region: 112-1701 (529 amino acids)
Molecular function (GO): heme binding; iron ion binding; oxidoreductase activity, acting on paired donors, with incorporation or reduction of molecular oxygen
Source: RefSeq, a predicted model, not a curated record
UCCCGCUCUUUUGGCCAGCCUCUCCGCACCCUCGGCUGGCUGCAGUGCCAGGUACGGGCAGCGCCGGCCGCGGGACGGGGAUCAGCGCUCCGGGCAGGAGGCUGAGCGGUGAUGAUGAUGGAGGCUGUGGAAGCAUUCUCAGGGAAGCUCCAGCUGCUGCCCUGGGGAGCUGGCGCCAUUGCUCUGCUUUUGACAAUUGUGACCGUGUGCUCCCUGCCCUCCCUGAUGGAGUACUGGAGGCGAUGGUGGAUGACGAACUCGAUUCCGGGUGUCAGCCCCUGCUAUCCCGUGCUGGGAAAUGCCCUGCUCUUAGAGCGGAACGGAGAAGAUUUUUUUAAACAGCUACAGUUUUAUGUCGAAGAAUUCAGAAGUUGGCCACUGUUCAAGCUUUGGAUAGGACCGGUGCCUGUCAUGGUUUUGUAUCACCCUGACAGUGUGGAGGUUAUUCUGAAUAGUUCAAAGCAUAUAGAAAAAUCAUACCUGUAUGAAUUCCUGCAUCCAUGGCUGGGCACUGGACUUCUGACAAGCACUGGAGACAAGUGGCGGUCACGGAGGAAGAUGAUAACUCCCACAUUCCACUUUGCAAUCUUGAAUGACUUUCUAGAGGUCAUGAAUGAACAAGGAAAUAUUUUGGUGAAGAAACUUGAGAAGCAUGUUGACAAGGAGCCAUUUGAUGUCUUUAUGGACAUUACUCUGUGUGCCCUUGAUAUCAUUUGUGAAACAGCAAUGGGCAGGAAUGUGGGUGCCCAGAAGAAUAAGGACUCUGACUAUGUUUCUGCUGUCUACAGGAUGAGUGAUCUAAUCCAGCGGCGACAGUUGAGCCCUUGGCUUUGGCCUGAUUUUUUGUAUAUAUUGUUCAAGGAAGGAAGAGAACACAAGAGGAACCUCAACAUCCUUCACAAUUUUACAGAUACAGUCAUUGCAGAAAAAGCUGAGGAACUUAAAAGCACCCAGCAAAAGAAACAGGAUAAUGAUGGCAACUGUGAAGAAAGUGGUUCCAAAAAGAGAAAAGCAUUCCUGGACAUGCUGCUGAACGCCACAGAUGAUGAAGGGAAAAAAUUGAGCCAUAGGGACAUUCGUGAGGAAGUGGAUACUUUUAUGUUUGAGGGCCAUGAUACAACAGCAGCUGCCAUAAACUGGGUCUUGUACUUGCUUGGACGUAAUCCAGAAGCUCAGAAGAAGGUUCAUAGGGAAUUGGAUGAGGUGUUUGACAAUACUGAACGUUCUGUUACAACGGACGAUUUGAAGAAUCUUCGAUACCUUGAAUGUGUUGUGAAAGAAGCUCUUCGUCUCUACCCUUCAGUUCCCAUGUUUGCUCGUACCUUGAGAGAGGAUUGCUGUAUCAAGGGAUAUCAGAUACCAAGAGGUACAAAUGUACUUGUUUUACCUUACGCCCUGCAUAGAGACCCUGAAGUCUUCCCUGACCCAGAGGAGUUCAGGCCUGAGCGAUUCUUCCCUGAAAAUUGUAAGGGAAGGCACCCAUAUGCUUAUGUGCCCUUCUCAGCUGGUCCCAGGAACUGCAUUGGUCAGCGCUUUGCACAAAUGGAGGAGAAAACUCUUCUAGCCCUCAUCCUGCGGCAUUUUUGGGUGGAAUCAUGUCAAAAGCCAGAAGAGCUUGGUUUAUCUGGAGAAUUGAUUCUUCGUCCAAAUAAAGGCAUCUGGAUUAAACUGAAGAGGAGACCAAAUGCUGGAUCAGAAUGAAAGGAAUUUCAAGAGUUUACUUCCAGAAGUUUUUAAUCUAUUUGGACUGAGACAUAUUUCGAAAACAAAUAUUUUGAUGUCAGUCCAGCAAUUUGUUAAAACUAGUCGUUACUGUUUUAUUAAAAAAAAGAUGCAGUAAUAGCCCUAGUUGCUCUACUUUUAUAGUGCUUGUGAAAUUCAUGUUAAUCUUUGAAAUGCAAGUCUUUAAACCUUAAAUUUUAGUGCCUUAUCUGCUCAGAUGAAGCUAUUCUAUUGCCACAAUGCCACAAAAACUUUAGCUGUGAUAAUAACAACAGCAAUGCCUGUGAUGAAGCGAUCAGCUUAUAUGCCAUAGCAUUUUCCAAGUAACUGGAAGUCUCAAGUAUUUGUAAGGGUUUCAGGUUUCUUUGGUUCUGAAAAAUACAAGUGAUAAUCCUUCUUGGCACAAUUUUCUUUUUUUUUUUUGGUGAUGACUACCUUUGUAAAGACCAAGCAAAAAUCUCUGAUAAUUUCACUCCUCCUUGGUAAGCAUUUACAGCAGUUUGUAGGAAGGGAAUGCUCUGAAUUAUUUUUUAGCAAACUGUACCAAAAGCAUUAACCUGUAUAACCAUAUCAGGAGCUAGACAGUAUGCAAAUUACGCACAGGAUUUGAUAAUGUCAGAAGCAAUGUAUUAUUAUAAACUUUGAGAAUAAACUUCUAUUAUGCCUCA